Parascedosporium putredinis is the source of this 258-nucleotide messenger RNA. The record is from the annotation of a GenBank genome assembly. NCBI's taxonomy places the organism in Eukaryota, Fungi, Ascomycota, Sordariomycetes, Microascales, Microascaceae.
AUGGGCCUCAUCGGCCUCGUGUUCGUCAGCGAGCAGGAGACGUGCGCAGACAUGAUUGCUACCGCCCAGUAUAUCGACAGCCUCGAUGCCUCCGGCUUGGCAUGCUACGAGAUCCCCGAGGGCCAGAGAGGCAUCCACCUCUUAGUCGAUACCCCCGGCUGCCAAGAAACCCUCGUCUAUACCGAUGAGUUCUACGAUAUUGGACACGAGUGCAACGCCAUCGAGGCCUUGAUCGGCUCGACGGCCCCUCUCCCUUGA